Molecule: messenger RNA, 700 nt
Organism: Haemorhous mexicanus (house finch)
Lineage: Eukaryota; Metazoa; Chordata; Aves; Passeriformes; Fringillidae
Product: putative iroquois-class homeodomain protein irx-1
Exons: 1
Coding region: 17-631 (204 amino acids)
Biological process (GO): neuron differentiation; regulation of transcription by RNA polymerase II; cell development
Cellular component (GO): nucleus
Molecular function (GO): RNA polymerase II cis-regulatory region sequence-specific DNA binding; DNA-binding transcription factor activity, RNA polymerase II-specific
Source: RefSeq, a predicted model, not a curated record
GGCACUUUGGGUGCGUAUGGGAGAGGAAAACGACGGGCAGGAUACAGCUCUGCCCUCUCCCACACACAAAGGGCCCAGCCCUGACAUGCCACAGCCCCUCUCCUCUGGCGGUCGUGCCCCCCUGUCCCACCCUGACACCCCUGUGCCCCUCCAGGUCUCAGCACCCUUUGAGGUGCCGCUGGGGCUACCCACAGAGCCAGGGCGGGCGAAGGCAGUGGCGACGCGAGAGAGCACCGGGGCACUGAAGGCUUGGCUGGCACGACACCCCAGGAACCCCUAUCCCAGCAAGGGGGAGAAGGUGAUGCUGGCUGUGGUCAGCCGGAUGAGCCUCACCCAGGUCUCCACCUGGUUCGCCAAUGCCCGCCGGCGCCUCAAGAAGGAGAAAAAGGCGAGCUGGGCCACACAGAGUGCCUCAGAUGGUGAGGACAGCGAGGGAGAGGGGGUUCCAUCAGGUGCCGUCCCCACUCCCAGUUCCAGCCCUGCUCAGGAUGGGUGCGGGGGCAGCCCCGAGGUGACGGCAGGCCCUGGGCAGGACAAGCAGCCCCAGAAACCCAAGAUCUGGAGUGUGGCAGAGAUGCUGGAAUCUUCACCCAGCAAGAACGGGUGUCCAGCGGUGCCGGAGCAGGUAUAGAACAGGGACAGUCAUGUCCUGUCCCCAAAGGAUGACAGGAGAGACAGGACCCAGCAGCUGCCUCAGCAA